AUGUACGUCAACUUUCGUUUUCAAUUUUAUUUCAUAAUUUAUCUCUUCUUUCUGUUGACACUCUCUGUUCAUUCAAUAAGAUUUAUUAAUAUCUGGAAUACAUGUGUUGAUGUAUCCGUCGAAGAAAAUAUCUUUCCACUAUCAAUAAUUCAAUCGCCGAAAUAUUUUCAAGUAUGUGUGGGCCAAACUGAAGGUUGGAAUCGUUUUGGUUCAUCAUUAUUUCGAAUGCAUAUUUUACGAACAUCUGAACCAUACAUUGAUAAAUACGUUGAGUUAAAACAUAAUGGUUAUGUUCAUCUUCAUAAUGAAACAAGAUUAACAGUAGCAAGAUGGAACGGAGCACAACAUGAAGAUUUAUAA
Rotaria socialis is the source of this 360-nucleotide messenger RNA. The record is from the annotation of a GenBank genome assembly. NCBI's taxonomy places the organism in Eukaryota, Metazoa, Rotifera, Eurotatoria, Philodinida, Philodinidae.